AUGGCGGAUGCUGCUGCUAGACAGCUGCAGUAUGAAUAUAAAGCUAACUCUAAUCUGGUACUCCAAGCUGAUGUGAGACUAAUAGAGCGCCGUGGUCGCGAUGAGGCGACAGGAGAAGUCCUAUCCUUGGCGGGAAAACUUACUGGCACCAAAAUGGGUGACCGGUCACAGAGAACAAAGCCGGAUAAGGCUGAAGAAAGGAAAGCCAAGCGUCAAAAACGUGAUGAAGCAUCAUAUGAGCUAUCAAAAUCAAAGUCUGCCAGAGUUGCUUGGGCAGACGACACACCAGCUGGUGUUUUAUACAGACCGAGAGCUCAACACACACGACAUGCUUACGAGUUGCUUCUGGCUUUUAUGCAAAGUGCUCUUGGUGAUCAGCCGAGGGAUAUACUGUGUGGAGCAUGUGAUGAAGUGUUAGUUGUUCUUAAAAAUGACAAAUUGAAAGAUCCUGAAAGGAAAAAAGAGAUCGAACUUCUCCUCGGCCCUAUUGCUGAUGAAAGAUUUGCGGUUCUUGUCAACCUGGGAAAGAAAAUAACUGACUUUAACGUUAAUUCAUCAUCGGAGGGCAAAACAGAAAUUGAUGAGACUUACGGGAUUAAUGUACAAUUUGAAGAGUCUUCAGAGGAAGAUGAUGAAGAUGCAUACGGAGAGAUAAGAGAGGAAGAGAAAGAAGAAGGUGAAGGGACAGACAAUGAAAAGGAGAAAGAGAGUAGCGGUGAAGAUGAGAGUGACAAUGAAGGGAAACGGAAUUCUAUUCAUACCAAUCUGUCAGAAGAGCAAUCUCAGAAGCGGAGAGACGCCACCUUGCACCCAAUGGACAUUGAUGCAUACUGGCUGCAGCGGCGGCUCUCCAGACAUUUCCCAGAUGCUAUGUUGUCACAGGCAAAAUCCAGCGAAGUGCUGCAAGCCUUGGCUGAAGCUUCCGAUGACAGAGACCUGGAGAACCGCCUAGUUCUUCUACUCGGCUACGACUGCUUCGAUUUCGUGAAGGUUUUGAACAAGUAUAGAUACAUGAUAUUAUACUGUACAAAGCUGGCAUCGUCCCAGUCGGAAAGCGAGCGAUCGUCCAUUCGGGAGGAGAUGUCCAAGCAAACGCAUCUACAGAAGAUCUUAGCUCAGCUGGAAACCGGCAAGGGUGACGAAGAGAUGACAGAACAAUCGGAGCAGCCCCGUAAACGCCAGAAGACAACUGACCAGGGCAACACGGCUGGACAGGUGACAGGGAGCCGGAAGAUGCUGCAGCUUGAAGAGCUGGUCUUCGCUGCUGGAGCGCACCUGAUGGCCAAUAAACGGUGUCAGCUGCCGGCCGGUUCGUUCAGGAAACAGAGAAAGGGUUACGAAGAAGUCCACGUGCCAGCGUUGAAGCCAAAACCAUUCGAGGAGGAGGAAAGCUUGGUGGCUAUUGAGAAGCUGCCCAAAUAUGUACAGCCAGCGUUUGAAGGCUUCAAGACCCUUAACAGAAUUCAGAGUCGUAUAUCCAAAGCUGCACUUGAGUCAGACGAAAAUCUACUAGUGUGUGCCCCGACAGGAGCUGGUAAAACUAACGUCGCGUUACUAACGAUUAUGAGGGAAGUCGGCAAACACGUUAACGACGACGGUACAGUUAACGUAAAUGACUUUAAAGUCAUCUAUGUUGCGCCCAUGCGGUCUUUGGUGCAGGAAAUGGUGGGAAACUUCAGUAAGCGUCUAGCUGCUUACAACAUGAAGGUGUCCGAGUUGACGGGAGACCAUCAGCUGACCAGGGAACAAAUUGACGCCACACAACUGAUUGUUUGCACUCCGGAGAAAUGGGAUAUUGUUACGAGGAAAGGUGGCGAACGCUCGUUCACGAACCUGGUGCGCCUGAUCAUUAUCGACGAGAUCCACCUUCUCCACGACGAGCGUGGCCCGGUGCUGGAGGCGUUGGUGGCGAGGACGCUGCGCACAGUGGAGCAGACACAGGAAGAUGUCCGCCUGGUCGGUCUGUCUGCCACGUUGCCAAACUACACGGACGUCGCCGCGUUCUUGCGAGUUAAACCGGAGAAUGGCCUCUUCUACUUCGAUAAUUCGUUCAGGCCCGUAGCGCUGGAGCAGCAAUACAUCGGAGUGACAGAGAAGAAAGCACUCAAACGUUUCCAAGUGAUGAACGAUAUCGUCUAUGAAAAGGCCAUGGAACACGCUGGAAGGAACCAGAUCCUUGUGUUUGUUCACUCGCGCAAGGAGACGGGCAAAACGGCGCGCGCAAUUCGUGACAUGUGCCUUGAAAAGGACACUCUUGGCCAGUUUUUGAGAGAGGGCUCGGCCAGUGUAGAAGUACUCCGAACGGAAGCGGAACAAGUAAAGAAUCCCGAACUGCGUGAAUUGUUGCCGUACGGUUUCGCCAUCCACCACGCCGGUAUGAGUCGAGUCGACAGGACCUUGGUGGAGGAUCUAUUCGCUGAUAGGCAUAUACAGGUGCUAGUCUCGACGGCGACACUGGCGUGGGGUGUGAAUCUCCCGGCCCAUACGGUUAUAGUGAAGGGUACUCAAGUGUACAGCCCGGAGAAAGGAAGGUGGACAGAACUGGGAGCCCUCGAUGUCCUGCAGAUGUUGGGUCGAGCUGGUCGUCCGCAGUACGAUACGAAGGGAGAGGGUAUCCUCAUAACCAAUCACUCGGAACUGCAGUACUAUCUGUCGCUGCUCAACCAGCAGCUGCCGAUCGAGUCGCAGAUGGUCAGCAAGCUGCCGGAUAUGCUGAACGCUGAAAUCGUCCUCGGGUCCGUGCAGAACAUUCGUGAUGCUGUCACUUGGCUUGGCUACACCUACUUAUACAUUCGGAUGCUGCGACAGCCAGCUCUGUACGGCAUCCAGGCGGAGAAGAUGAAGGAUGACAACCUUCUUGAGCUGCAUCGAGCUGAUCUGAUCCACACAGCUGCGGCCUUGUUGGAUAAAGCGGGUCUGAUCAAGUAUGAACGUAAAUCCGGCCACUUUCCAACCGACCGAGCUGGGCCGCAUCGCGUCCCACUUCUACUGCACCUACGAGACGAUGCAGAACUACAACCAGCUGCUGAAGCCGACCCUCGGCGAGAUCGAGCUGUUCCGCGUCUUCUCGCUCUCCGCUGA
Leptosia nina is the source of this 3081-nucleotide messenger RNA. NCBI's taxonomy places the organism in Eukaryota, Metazoa, Arthropoda, Insecta, Lepidoptera, Pieridae. The record is from the annotation of a GenBank genome assembly.